GCAAAUGUCCACAAAAAUAAUAAAAUGAUCAUUAUGACUUUUAAUUUUAAUAUUAAUCAUGGUAAAUAAACUUAAUAAGAACGCUAUAGAAGCUCAUAAUGAACUUAGAGCGUUGCAUGGUUGUCCAAAAAUAAGUUAUGAUUCAAAACUGGCUAGUGAUUCUCAAAAGUGGGCUGAACACUUGGCUUCAACAAACUGUAUGCAGCAUAGUAAAGCAGAUGGAUACGGUGAAAAUUUAGCAUUUCAAAUGGCUACAGCCGGUGUAUCACUGAAUGGCCGUGAAGUAACUCGAAAUUGGUACGAUGAAAUUAAGCAACAUGAUUUCAAUGGACAAAAUCAACCUGGAUCAGGACAUUUUACUCAAGUAAUUUGGAAGUCAACUAAUAAAGCAGGAUUCGGUUCUGCAUUCUCCAAAGAUGGAAAGAAAGUGUACCUAGUGGGACGUUAUAAACCAUCCGGAAAUAUAACUGGUUAUUAUGCAGAUAAUGUACCGAAACCAAAGAAAGAGCCUCCACCAAGAGAUGAAUUUAUCAAAAUACCAGAAAGUAAAUGUUCAAUAUUGUAAUUUGUAUCUGGAUUGGAUCAAUUAUUAAAUACACGUUAAUAAUAGAAUGGAUCACGAUCAAAAAAUAUGACUACUUAUUUAAAACAAAAUAAUAUACAUAUAUAUGUAUAAAAGUAUUUGUGAUGAAUUGACUUUAUUUCACAAUUAAUGAAAAUUUAUAAUAUAAAGAAAUGAAUACAUGAUAGAUCUGUUUGUUGAAUGAAUUCCUUUAUACAUUUUAUUAAAAGUUUAUUUUGUCAUGAUUUAGAUUUGUUUGGUUUUCAUUUAACUGAUGGGUAUUAUUUUGACAUUAUAUUAUUAAAGAUUUCAAAAAGUAAUCUA
This is a messenger RNA of Schistosoma margrebowiei, 886 nucleotides long. NCBI's taxonomy places the organism in Eukaryota, Metazoa, Platyhelminthes, Trematoda, Strigeidida, Schistosomatidae. The record is from the annotation of a GenBank genome assembly.